UACAGACCACCGAGGGUAGCGGUCGACUGGAGUUUCAGUGUAUUAAACUUCUUAUCGGCUUGAAUAAAUCUGCUUUUGAGAGUUACCUAAAUGAAAAAUAUUUUGUACGCCUUGUUGACGUUCUACAUAUAGACCUCAAGGAGACGGGAUGUGACUCCUUUGUCAUAGUUCACUAUAACUACUUGGGCUCAUCAAAAUUUUUUAACUUGGAAAAAACAUGGUAUGUUAUGAAGAUUACAUAUAAAUCUAUUGUAGGAUUCCAUAAUGCUCGUCGCCAGUUUAUGUUACUAGUAGCUAGGGAUAGUACGGUCUCAGAAAAUCAGUUUUUAA
Messenger RNA from Funneliformis caledonium, 330 nucleotides. The record is from the annotation of a GenBank genome assembly. NCBI's taxonomy places the organism in Eukaryota, Fungi, Glomeromycota, Glomeromycetes, Glomerales, Glomeraceae.